AUGAUCCAAUUGGACAUUGAGUUCUACCUGGAUUCUAUCCCUUGGGAAUUUAUCUAUCUAUCUAUCUAUCUAUCUAUCUAUCUAUCUAUCUAUCAAAAGUUGAAAGAAGAACGCGAAGCCAAGAGACAGCAGUUAGAUGAUCGACAUCUGUAUAUUCUACAAACAGUGGCCGAUUGUCUGCGACUGGAGAGAACCGAAGUUGAAGAUGCCAUUUUGGAAGGGGUUCAGAUUGAAACAAUUCACAGAUUCCUGGGAGUUUCUGGUUCUCGGCAGAUUAUGUUUUAUUAUCAAGAACCCGAUAUAGAUAAAGAUUCGGUGGAUCACCUUCGUGUCGGUCAGUCUACACCGAGGAUCUCUCGGGCACUGAAGGCCAAAAUAUUUGUUUCAGACGGCAAAGAAGUGCCUCUUCGAGGAGUCUGCCUGCUCUUCAUUAAAUCAGAGACGUCCCUCGCUAUUACUGAUGCCAAUAUAGUUAAGGAAGUCAAUUACACACUGCUCGACGCCAGUCGUCAAGAAAGAGAAGGUGGAGGUCUGCUCAGUGGCCUCGAGGUGAUCCUUUCGCAAGUGUUCAUUCCUGCAGUUAGGAAGCUCAAAUAUGGAUGGGGGUACUUGGACGUCGUGCAGCAAGAUCAGCCGGUGCGUAGCAACUUCCUCAAUUCUAUGGAGGCUUUCGUGUCCAUUCUCUCUGGUGCCCAGGACAGUCUGGGGGAUAAAGUGACUCUGCAGCACUAUGAACCUCUGAAUGUUUCUCGUGCCUUCACAGCUGCUGAAUUCAUGGCCAUUGCGAACAGCUCUGAAGCGAUGGAAGGUGUCGAAAACAUUAUCAAAAUAUGGAUUAAUCAAGUAGAACAAGUUUUGGCUGAGAGUGGGCAAAUGAGACGCGAAGCUGAUGACAUUGGGCCCAGGGCAGAGCUAGAACAUUGGAAAAGACGGAUGUCCAAGUUUAAUUAUCUUCUUGACCAAAUCAAGGGCCACGAGGUCAGGGCAGUGCUUGGCAUUCUUCAAGCAGCUAAAUCUAAACUGCUCAAGACUUGGCAAGAACUUGAUCGGCGUAUUACCGACACUGCGAAUGAAGCGAGAGACAACGUGAAGUUCUUGUACACCCUGGAGAAGUUCUGUGACCCACUCUACAACAGCAAUCCAGUUGGAAUGCUUCCGGGGAUACCUGGGUUAAUAAAUGGUAUCCGAAUGAUACACAGUAUCUCUCGUUAUUACAACACAUCCGAGAGAAUGACGUCUUUGUUCGUCAAGAUAACCAAUCAAAUGAUCACGGCGUGCAAGUCCUACAUCACAUGCAAUGGUACAGAGACAGUAUGGAGUCAGCCGACCGACCGUGUGAUUGCUAAAGUCCAUGACUGCAUACAUCUGAACAACACCUACCAGCGCAGCUUCCAGCAGACAAAGGAGAAGCUGGAAACGAUGCCGAACGAGCGGCAGUUCGACUUCUCCGGGAUGUACAUUUUUGGCAAAUUCGAUACCUUCAUCAGAAGGCUGAAGAAGAUCAUAGAGAUGUUCGAAACAAUAGAAAUGUACUCUCAUCUUUCUGAGUCAAAGAUCGAAGGUUUGGAGGGCAUGGUGGUGACCUUUCAAAUGAUCGUUUCGACAAUGAAGAACAAAGCGUACGACUUUUUAGAUCAGAGAAAAACGGAAUUUGAUCAAGAUUUUGAAGAGUUCAAACGAAAAAGACAUGAACUUCACGUAUCAAUUGUCCGUUUCAUGGGACAAAAGUUCGAUCGCAUCGCCAAUACAAAGAGAGCCUUGAAUAUUCUGCAUAAAUUUGAAUGCCUUCAUUUGUCCAAUUUGGAUACAGCCGAACAGUACCAGAGGAUCUUGACACACUACGCCAAGGAUAUCGAAAUUGUAUCUCGUCUCUACCAGAAGCACAAAAAUGACCCACCAGUGGCGAGAGAUCAACCCCCCGUAGCAGGGAAGAUAUCUUGGGCUCGCCAGUUAUUUAGACGCAUCCAAGAACCAAUGGAAGCUUUCCAAAAACAUUGUAUUAUUUUGCAAUGUUCCGAUGCCAGGCGAAUCAUCAAGAAUUAUAAUAAAAUGGCAAAAAUUCUACUGGAAUUCGAGAUUCUAUAUCAUCGCUGUUGGCUGCGACAGGUGGAAGAAGUGAAGACAGGUUUGCAAACGUCGCUUCUAGUUCGGCAUCCGGAAACGAAUGAACUUUUUGUCAACUUUGAUGCUCAAGUGAUCGUAAUGAUUCGGGAAGUUGAAUGUAUGGCUCGCCUCGGUCUGGAAAUACCACCAUUCGCUUCCUCUCUCCGUGCCAGACAGGAAGAAUAUAAAAAUAUUUGCAACGCCCUGGAGGAUAAAAAUUCAAUGAACAUUGAUUCUAUUUUUGUUUUUUUUUUAAAUUUCUUUCUUAAUUUUCUUUCUUUUUCCUUCAUUUCUUUUUACCUUUCUUUCUUUCUAUUUACAUCAUUUCUUUCUCUUUACUUCAUUUUUUCGUUUGUCUUCAUUUCUUGCUUUUUCCUUCAUUUCUUUCUUUUUCAUUCAUUUUUUUCUUUCUUUUUACUUCAUUUAUUUCUUUUUAUUUCAUUUCUUUCUUUUCCUUUCUGUUCCUUACUUUAUUUCUUUCAUUCUCUUUUUUCUUCAUUUAUUUCUAUACUUAAUGUACUCUAUGUACUUAAUUUCUUUUUUUCUAUUGGCUUCAUUUCUGUUCUUUCUUCAUUAAUAUGGCCUGUUACUCUUUAUUUACAACUUGCCUUUCUUUUGCAUUCCAAUUUACCCCAUUCUUUCUUUAUUUAUAUUAUAUAUUUUCUUUCUCUCUUUCAUUUUGAUUUUUCUUUCUUUUUACAUCAUUUUUUCUUUCUUUCUUUCUUUCUUUCUUUCUUUCUUUCUUUCUUUUUGCUUCAUUUCUUUUUUUCAUUCUUUCUUCUAUUACAUUAUUCUUUGUUAUUCAACUGCUUUCUUUUUUUGUUCCUUUGUUCUUGA
This is a messenger RNA of Acanthosepion pharaonis, 2940 nucleotides long. The record is from the annotation of a GenBank genome assembly. Lineage: Eukaryota; Metazoa; Mollusca; Cephalopoda; Sepiida; Sepiidae.